AUGGCGUCAUUCGAGCUUCAUGUAUGGGGCAAUGCCUUUGGCCUCGAGUCCAUUGACACCGAGUGUCUUGCCGCCGUCAAGUACUGCUCCCAAGUCUUCCGGGGCCGGGGAAAGAGCUCCCAAUGGAACUUAGUCGAGAGCAGCGACCCCUCAAUAUGUCCGGACCAUCGUCUACCCGCCCUUCUCCAUGACGGCGCCUGGACCAGCGGCUACCGACACAUCGUCACAUACCUCGCGCGCCACCUAAACCUCCCCGAAACCCUGAACCCCGCCCAGCGCGCCGAUGCUCUCGCCUACGAGACGUACCUCACCUCACGCGCCUCGGCCCUCGUCGACCUAUCGCUCUACGCCUCCUCGACGAACUGGUCCGCCACGACACGUCCCGCGUACAGCUCCAUCCUACCCUUCCCUCUUACGUGGACGGUACCGCCGGCGCUCCGUGCCGAGGCCGUGCGACGUGUCGAGAGGUUCGGCUUUAGCGAGAUGGAGGCCGAUGGGCGGGAUGAUGAUGAGGAGGACGAGGAGGAGGAGGAAAAGGCUCCAGCGUUUAGGUGGAAGGGGCUCACGAGGAGGAGGAAGACUGUCGUGGAGUCGAUGACGGCUGAGCAGAUGGUUGGAAUUAGGCUAUAUUCCUUUGCUAAGGAUGCGCUUCAGACGAUACGAGACGGGGUCGUGGAUGGGACCGUCAUCGUCGGUGACGAGGGAGAGUACUCCGCAACAGCAUGGUUGCUCUACGCCCACCUCGCGUUGAUGCUCGCCCCGGAAGUGCCCCAGUGUUGGCUACGCACUCUCCUCCGCAGCGACUUCCCCCAACUCGUAGACUUCUACACCAAGAUUAACACAUCACCCACCACCACCGCCCCCUCCUCGAGCGAACUAAUCCCGACCACCCCUCACAAGCACACCCUCCUCUCCACAACCGCCCGCUUCCUCCACCACGUCAUCCAAUCCAUCCCCACCCUCGGCCCAAUCUACACCACCGAAUGGCGCCGCCGCACAACCGAAAAAAUCCGCGGCCUAGACGCCCGCUCCUCCUUCCUACUCUCCGCUACCGUCUCCGCUGUGCCCACUGUCGCGUACCUCUACAGCCUUGCCGCGAGCGGGUUGCGGCCCGGGCCGAAGAUUAAGGCGCGCCCUCAUGUUUGGUAUGUUGAGAGGCAGGGGCGCGGGCUGGGGAGGUUUGGGGAGAUUGGCGCCAUGUUGGAUUUUACGAUGAGUGCUGUUGGUGGAACUGGGACGGGUGGGGAAGGGUGGGGGUUUGGGACUUCGGAGUUUGCGGUUCAGGCGGGGAGGGAUGUUGAGGUAGAGGCGAGGCCAUAA
Molecule: messenger RNA, 1320 nt
Organism: Scedosporium apiospermum
Lineage: Eukaryota; Fungi; Ascomycota; Sordariomycetes; Microascales; Microascaceae
Exons: 2
Coding region: 1-1320 (439 amino acids)
Biological process (GO): mitochondrion organization
Cellular component (GO): SAM complex
Source: RefSeq, a predicted model, not a curated record